Messenger RNA from Galeopterus variegatus (Sunda flying lemur), 3828 nucleotides. RefSeq names its product tensin 1 (gene TNS1). The transcript is spliced from 12 exons. NCBI's taxonomy places the organism in Eukaryota, Metazoa, Chordata, Mammalia, Dermoptera, Cynocephalidae. Gene Ontology annotation, molecular function: protein binding. The record is from RefSeq and is a predicted model, not a curated record. The coding region runs from base 1 to 2256 and encodes 751 amino acids. Gene Ontology annotation, biological process: fibroblast migration.
AUGGGCAGGUGGGAGCCCCGGGAAAAGCGCCCUUUGCGGCCUGUGGGGGCUGUUCCUGCGCUGUCUUCUCCUGGGCUGGAUUUGGGGAGGCUGUAUUCCCUGGCAGAGCCCCGGAGCUAUGUUGAGUCUGUGGCACGGACUGCGGUGGCUGGGCCCCGAGCUCAGGAUCCUGAGCCCAAGAGCUUUAGUGCCCCAGCUGUCCAGGCCUAUGGCCAUGAGACACCCCUGAGGAACGGGACCCUGGGCGGCUCCUUUGUCUCCCCCAGCCCCCUCUCCACCAGCAGCCCCAUCCUCAGCGCUGACAGCACUUCAGUGGGGAGUUUCCCAUCAGGGGAGAGCAGCGACCAGGGCCCCCGGACACCUACCCAGCCUGUGUUGGAUUCUGGCUUCCGCUCCGGCAGCCUGGGGCAGCCCAGCCCUUCAGCCCAGAGAAGCUACCAGAGUUCUUCUCCUCUCCCGACUGUGAGCAGCAGCUACAGCAGCCCUGACUACUCGCUUCAGCAGUUCAGCUCCUCUCCGGAAAGCCAGGCCCGGUCUCAGUUCAGUGUGGCUGGCGUCCACACAGUACCUGGGAGUCCUCAGGCACGCCACAGGACAGUGGGCACCAACACUCCCCCUAGUCCUGGCUUUGGCCGGCGGGCCAUCAACCACGGCAUGGCUUCCCCCAGCAGUCCCAGUUUGAGCCACCGCCAGGUGAUAGGUCCGCCAGGCACUGGUUUCCAUGGUAAUGCAGUCUCCAGCCCCCAGAGCAGUGCAGUGACCACUCCAGGGAGCCCCAGUUUGGGCCGACACCCAGCAGGGGCCCACCAGGUUACAGGUCUCCAUGGCAAUGUGGUCACCACUCCAGGGAGUCCCAGCCUGGGCCGGCACCCUGGGACCCACCAAAGUAACCUGGCCUCCAGUCUCCAUGGCAAUACAAUAGCCAGCCCUGGAAGCCCCAGCCUGGGCCGUCACCUGGGGGCAUCUGGAUCUGUGGUUCCUGGUAGCCCCAGUUUGGACCGGCAUGUGGCCUAUGGUGGCUACUCCACCCCUGAGGACCGGAGACCCACACUGUCCCGGCAGAGCAGUGCCUCCGGCUACCAAGCCCCUUCCACGCCCUCCUUCCCUGUCUCACCGGCCUAUUACCCUGGCCUGAGCAGCCCGGCCACCUCCCCCUCACCGGAUUCAGCAGCCUUCCGGCAAGGCAGCCCGACACCAGCCUUGCCAGAGAAGCGGAGGAUGUCUGUGGGAGACCGAGCGGGCAGCCUCCCCAACUACGCCACCAUCAAUGGGAAGGUGUCCUCCUCACCUGUCACCAGCGGCAUGUCCAGUCCCAGUGGGGGCAGCACCGUCUCCUUCUCCCAUACUCUGCCUGACUUCUCUAAGUACUCCAUGCCAGACAACAGCCCCGAGACGCGGGCUAAAGUGAAGUUUGUCCAGGACACUUCCAAGUAUUGGUACAAGCCUGAGAUCUCCAGAGAGCAGGCCAUUGCACUCCUGAAGGACCAGGAGCCAGGGGCCUUCAUCAUCCGUGACAGUCACUCCUUCCGUGGGGCUUAUGGGUUGGCAAUGAAGGUGUCUUCUCCCCCUCCAACCAUCAUGCAGCAGAAUAAAAAAGGAGACAUGACCCAUGAGCUGGUGAGGCAUUUCCUAAUAGAGACUGGCCCCCGAGGAGUCAAGCUCAAGGGAUGCCCCAAUGAGCCGAACUUCGGAUCUCUGUCUGCCCUGGUCUACCAGCACUCCAUCAUCCCGCUGGCUCUGCCUUGCAAGUUGGUUAUUCCAAACCGAGACCCCACAGAUGAAUCGAAAGAUAGCUCAGGCCCUGCCAACUCAACCGCUGACCUGCUGAAGCAAGGAGCAGCCUGCAACGUGCUCUUUGUCAACUCUGUGGACAUGGAGUCACUCACUGGGCCACAGGCCAUCUCCAAAGCCACAUCUGAGACAUUGGCUGCUGACCCCACGCCAGCUGCCACAAUUGUUCACUUCAAGGUGUCUGCCCAGGGAAUCACACUGACUGACAACCAGAGAAAGCUCUUCUUCAGACGUCACUACCCCCUCAACACCGUCACCUUCUGUGACCUGGAUCCUCAGGACAGAAAGUGGAUGAAAGCAGAGGGAGGUGCCCCUGCUAAGCUUUUCGGCUUUGUGGCCCGGAAGCAGGGCAGCACCACGGACAACGCCUGCCACCUCUUUGCUGAGCUUGACCCCAACCAGCCUGCUUCUGCCAUUGUCAACUUCGUCUCCAAGGUCAUGCUGAGUGCCGGCCAGAAGAGAUGAGCCCCACCCCUCGCCCAGGGCCAGGGCGCUGGGGAUGGGGCAUGUGGGGAGGGGACCCACGAAUCCUGACCACCCUUAAAUCCAGAAGGAGUACUUUGGGCCAAUUUUGGAGAAGGAGAGAAGAAAGUGCAACGUGGGGAGAGGGAAGUGAAUUGCGGAGGGGAGUGGGAGAGAGAGAGAGAAAGGAAUGGAUGGUCGAGAAGAACUUGGAUUCCCCUGGCUGGAUGGAAACUGCAAAAACCCAACGCCUCCCAAACUAACCAGGUCCACCUAACUCUCCCUUUCCCCCUCCUACAGGAUGAUGCUCCUCAAAGGAGAUGAAACAAACUUCCUUGGGGGUCCAUAUUUUGGGGGGAAAUGGAAAAGCUCUGUCUCCCUAACCCAACUUCUUUGCAAGGAGUAAUCAAGCUGAGAGAAUCUUUUUCUGGCCACCUCUGGGGUAGGUUGCCAAACCAAACGGAGCCAGCGUGGGACAUCAAAUGGCAGGACUUUUUCUUUUGAAAGUAUCUCAUACCCAAGGCACCUACAGUCUCUUUGCUGUGACUCCCACGUGUGACGUGUGGGUGUAUAUAUGUCCAUACCAUGUCCUCACACGUUGAUUUAUAUCUGCCCUUAUGAGCUAGAAUUAUAAACAGCUAUACCUGUCCAUAUCCCCUGUGUUUGCACACACAUGUGCAUACUGUCCAAAGGUGGUUAGGGUUGGGGGUAACAGGGCUAGGGAGGGAACAGAAACCCUCUUCUGCAAGGUGCUCAAGAUGAUGGGUCCCGGAGGUUCUCUCCUGGUCCUGCACCUGCACUCUAGCAGCCCUGGGUGUCGCCAGCUCCUUCUCCUCUACAGAGACCCCUGCUCUGCCUCCUUUGGCUUGAGGAGGUGGAGAUAUGUGUGUCCAUAGCCUUGGGAUAGAAAUCAGGCAGGAAGGGUGGCUAUUGAGUUCUGGGCGGCCCAGCGGCAAGGACGGCCCUGGACUCUGCCUGAGCUCCCACCACUCAGCCCCAUCUCGGGUUCCGUGCCCCAGAACCCACCUUAUCUCAGACUGGCUUAUCUGCAUGAUGCCUUCUUGGGGGCUGCUCUGCCCUGCCCUUCUGUCCUGCAGGGUCCCCGCACUGGGGCUCAUCCUGGGGAACCUGCUUCUGAAAGCCCUGCUCAGCGAGGCCCAGAUGCUGGAGUCCUCAUUCUCCCCUCUGUAAGUGUUUUGCAGUCCGACUCUGCAGACCCUCUGGCUGGGCUGCCCAGGGUGACAUCAGCAGAGCUCCUGGGGCUAUCUGUGCACCACAUAGCCUACAUACAGUGCCCAAGCCUUGCUGUUCCCCCUCUGCUUUGGUUUCUCCAGCAGAGCCACGCUGCCUUUGGAGUAGAGGGCAGAAAACAUGCAUUUAGGCCAACAGGACUAGGGUCCAUUUGGGUAGUUGGACUCUACACCAGAGUGGAAAAUUCACCAAGACUCCAUUCUUAAGCCUAUGGAGGCCACUAGAGAGAGGCAUUGUACUGAUAUAUAAAUAUACAUAAUAUAUACGUAAGACAUACUGACAGAAUCUGUAAGCUAAUAAAAUAUAAGAAAAGGUUAAAAAAGA